GGUGGGAGUUCGCAGGGGAACCGUGGAGAGGAGGAUGGCGGCGCUUGCUGCUGAGGGGGAGCCAUGCGAUGCCGAAGUGCUUGCCGAGACGGAAGGGAAUGAGCAGCAGCCGCCUGGGAACGGGGAAGGAGCCGUCGCCUUCGUGGAAGCUGGCCCAAGGAAGCCGCUGGGAGCUCCUUUGGGCAAGAAACUGAAGGAGGCGCCCGCCAUCCCCAAAGGGAAGCCCAAAUCUGGGCGGGUGUGGAAAGAUCGCUGCAAGAAGCGGUUUUCCCACAUGACCAAGGACAAGCCUUUGCGAACCUCCUGGAAACACAAGAUGAAAGAACGUCAAGAAAAGAAACUAGUCAAAGAUUUUGCCCGGCAGUUGGAGGAAGAAAAACGGAGGGAGCGUGAGGAGAAAAAACAGCGCAGAGAAGAGAACUUAAAAAGACGAAUGGAGAAUGAGCGGAAAGCAGAGAUUGUGCAAGUGAUUCGGAACCCAGCAAAACUGAAGCGGGCGAAGAAGAAACAGUUGCGACGUGUAGAGAAGCGAGACACGUUGGCGCUGCUGCAGAAACGCCAGGCGCAGCGCAAAGCAGCCAAAGAAUGACGGAGACAGUUGAUCUCUUUUCUGGGACAUUGAAAAUGACUUCCUGGGCAGCAUCUUCCAAGAUGUUGCCCCCUGGGAGAUUGGAUGCCCUGCUACUUUCUACUUGGCUUCUCUUGCAACUGAAGAUCCGCCAUUUUGAGAGGGGUCGACGGUGCGUCCAGAUGCUCCUUAGUCAAAGCUUCCCUCUCUUUUCACCCUGGUGUGGCUGAGGUAGAACGCUGCAGACUGAUCUGCUGGGACAUUUUCUUUAAAUUAUGAUCAUCGUUUGUAAUUGUGGCUGGGGCCAGGAGCCCUGAAGGGUUUGAGGAUUUGCAGCUUCCAGCAUAUAUGAAAGGGUCACGAUGCAAAGGUGAAUAAAACUGUAUUUUUCUGGAA
Messenger RNA from Elgaria multicarinata webbii, 964 nucleotides. RefSeq names its product coiled-coil domain containing 86 (gene CCDC86). The record is from RefSeq and is a predicted model, not a curated record. NCBI's taxonomy places the organism in Eukaryota, Metazoa, Chordata, Lepidosauria, Squamata, Anguidae. The transcript is spliced from 4 exons. The coding region runs from base 35 to 589 and encodes 184 amino acids. Gene Ontology annotation, cellular component: nucleolus.